Molecule: messenger RNA, 1383 nt
Organism: Rotaria sp. Silwood1
Lineage: Eukaryota; Metazoa; Rotifera; Eurotatoria; Philodinida; Philodinidae
Source: the annotation of a GenBank genome assembly
AUGACACGACGAAAAUAUGUUUCGCAUGAAAAUGCAACUGACCGAGGAAAAUUAGAUAGCGCUCGAAUUAAUUCACGACAAAAUCUAAAAGAUAAAUCAAUAAUAACACGUGUUAAAUGGUUUAUGUCUGAAUUUCUUGCUGUUACGGCUGCAGCAGCUGCUCGAAUUAUAUUUUCUAUACAUGGUAUCGCAGCUAUUUGGCGAGUAGCUUUAGUCUAUAAGCAAAACAAAUAUUGGUUCCAAGCUAUAACACUUUUUGGCAUACCAAUUGAAUUUUUUGUUACACUUUAUGUAAAUAAUGGUCAUGAAUGGAAAUGGUUUUGUCCGUCUGUAUUCUUUUAUUUAUGUACAGUUAUACCAAGUGUUUGGUUUCUUGAACUUGAUCUAGCUGAAAGACGAUCAAAUUUUAAUGUUACACAAGCACUUGGAUUAAUUCCAGUAGCACAAGGAAGUAUUAAUCUUGAUAGUGAAGAUACAUUACCACUUGUUCCAUGGAAAAUUCCAGCUGAAAUGUGGACACAAAUUGUUGAACAAACUCUUCUUCUUGUUCUUAUUAUUGGACGUUGGUUAUUACCUGUUGGUAAAACAAUGACACGAGAUCAACUUUCUCAAUUAUUACUUGUUUAUAUUGGAACAGCAGCGGAUAUUAUUGAAUUAUUUGAAGCAUUUAAAGAACCUGGUGUUCAACGUAAUUUAACAAUUGUUCAUCUUAUAUUAGUAGCUUGGUCAGUAAGUUUAAUGCAAUUUACACUUGUUGUUACAUCGACAAAAUCACGUAAAAAUCGUAGUGGUGGUUUUAAACAAACAGAUCCAAAAGAACUUGAAAAAUGUUUUAAUUGGCGAUUAUUUUGGGAAACUGAAUUAUGGGCUCUUUCAACAACAAUUCUUUUACAAGAUGGUCCAUUUCUUUGUCUUCGUCUUGGUUUAAUAAUUCAUUAUAAAAUUAUUUCACAAUCAAAUAUAUUUUUUACAACAAAAAAUUUUCUUGUUGUUCUUUUACAACUUUAUCGUGUUUGUGUUAUUAUAAUUGAACAGAAAAAACGUCAACAAGUAACUCAUUCAAAUGAAAAAAAACAACAACAUCAACUACCUGUUGUUCCUAAAAAAUCAACAAUAAAACGACAAGGAAGAACAGGUAAAAUAUUAACAAGAUCAGUUGGUAGUUUACCUGCACAAUCAAUUUCAAUGUCAAAUAUUCGUCCGCAUAGUUUUGUUAGUGAAACUGAUUCAAAUGAAUAUACAGAUCCUUUACCACGACGAAAAUGUUCUCCUGAAUCAUUUCCAAUUCCACCACCACUGCCACCACCUCGACCAAAAAUUCCACAUUCCAAAUCAUUAACAAUUGUUAGUUUAAAUAAUCAUCAAAUGUGUACAGCAGUAUAA